Messenger RNA from Phodopus roborovskii (desert hamster), 2411 nucleotides. RefSeq names its product adenosine deaminase like (gene Mapda). Gene Ontology annotation, biological process: inosine biosynthetic process; adenosine catabolic process. Gene Ontology annotation, molecular function: adenosine deaminase activity. The coding region runs from base 169 to 1236 and encodes 355 amino acids. The transcript has 10 exons. The record is from RefSeq and is a predicted model, not a curated record. Lineage: Eukaryota; Metazoa; Chordata; Mammalia; Rodentia; Cricetidae.
CAUUAAUAUAGGUGAAUUUUGAUCCCCAAACUACACAUAAAGCAAGUCUUAUUAAAACAUGUGUGAGUAAAACAAUCUGAAGAAAGUCCAGGACCUCAGAAGCUCUGAUUAAGUAUUGUCCAAGCCAAGAGUAAGAGUGAAGAGGAAUCUUUGCCUCCUACUGAAAGGAUGGAGGCAGAAGGACAGAAGUGGCCGCAGAAGACAGACUUUUACAUGGAAUUGCCAAAAGUGGAGCUUCAUGCCCACCUGAAUGGCUCCAUUAGUUCCAAUACCAUGAAGAAAUUAAUAGCCAAGAAGCCACAUCUUAAAGUUCAUGAUCACAUGACCAUGAUUGACAAGGGAAAGAAAAGGACUUUAGAAGAAUGUUUCCAGAUGUUCCAAGUUAUUCACCAGCUUACUACUAGUGCUGAAGAUAUUCUAAUGGUCACAAAAGAUGUCAUUAAAGAAUUUGCAGAUGACGGUGUCAAAUACCUGGAGCUGAGGAGCACACCCAGAGGAGAACAUGCUACUGGAAUGACGAAGAAGAUUUACGUGGAAUCCAUACUUGAAGGCAUAAAACAAUGCAAGCAAGAAAACUUAGAUAUUGAUGUUAGGUAUUUGAUGGCAAUUGACAGAAGAGGUGGCCUGACAGUAGCCAGGGAGACUGUUGAACUGGCUAAAGAGUUCUUCCUCUCGACUGAGGAUACGGUUCUUGGCCUUGACCUUAGUGGAGAUCCUACUAUAGGACAAGCAAAAGACUUCUUGGAACCUCUUUUAGAAGCUAAAAAAGCAGGCUUGAAGUUGGCGUUGCAUCUUGCAGAGGUUCCAGAUAAGAAAAAAGAAACACAAACCCUGCUAGACCUGCUUCCUGACAGGAUUGGACACGGGACAUUCCUCAACUCCCCCGAGGGAGGAUCCCUGGGUCAGGUGGAUUUUGUGAGGCAACACCGGAUACCUCUAGAACUUUGUUUGACCUCGAACAUCAAAAGCCAGACAGUUCCCUCUUACGACCAGCAUCACUUUGGAUUCUGGUACAGCAUUGCUCAUCCUUCUGUGAUCUGUACUGAUGAUAAGGGUGUUUUUGCGACAUACCUUUCUCAAGAAUAUCAGCUGGCAGCGGAAACAUUUAAUUUGACCCCAUCUCAGGUGUGGGAUCUGUCUUACGAAUCCAUCAGUUACAUCUUCGCUUCUGACAAUACCAUAUCUGAACUGAGAAAGAGAUGGAAUCACCUGAAGCCCAAAGUGUUACACUUUUGAGCUGUGAUGAGGUGAUUGUAUGUUAUAGCCAAGACCUCCUGCCACUUCCCACUCAGUGGACUGUCCACUACUUCCUUUGAAGCUCAGUACCAAGUGUAUGUGGGGUCUUAACACCAGCACCUUACAUAUGGCAAGUUCUCAGUGAUAUCUCAGACUGAGAGCCUUGGGGCCUUGCGUGUUUUACCUCCAUGAUAUUUGCUGGAGGACUGGAGGGCCACAAAACUAAAUUCAUCACUCCACUAUUGACUUUCUUUUUAAAUUAGCACUCCCUCUCCAUUAGUGAUCAUAAGACUUCUGAGAAGUUGAAGGUGUUUGUUUUCAGGAAGACCUCUAUGUUUUGUUAGCUUUAAUUAGAAUCCCUCCAUUUCCUUUAACCCUUUCAAGUAUUAUUUCCCAAGACUAUUGAUGCCAGGCCACAUUGCACACUGAAACCAUUUGUGUGGGUGCCUAGUUGUCAGGUGACUCUAGUGACAAUGCUAGAACCUGACUUUCCCUUCUCAUAAUAUCUUUAGAAAUACAUAAAGGGAAUUACAGUAAUUACUUCAGUUUAACAGAAAGGAAAGAAUUGCUGGUUAGAAUUGAGAAAGACAUAAAGCUGGAACUUUGGUUUUAAAAUUAGCUUCUAUUUAGCUUUCUUUGUGGAAGCUGCCAGGACUUCCACAUUACCAGGACAGAGUUAAAAGAUGUUUCUAGUAAUGGUGACAUUGUGGCUUCUAGGACUCUUAUAUCUCCUAUAAUCUCAUACCCACAUGAUGGUCCAUAGGCACAGGCUUACAUAAACACACAUACCAUGGCCACUUUCACUAAAGACAAGGGACAGCUGAGAUUGGCUCUGCAUAGUAAGAAAAAGAUUUUUAACAGAUGACAAAUGUCCUGGUUAGUAUUUUCAACUUGACACAAGCUAGAGCCAUUUGGGAAGAAGGACACUCAACUGAGAAAAUGUUCCCACCAGAUUGGCCUAAUCAGUGCUUAAUCAGUUGGUUUGCACAUCCCCGAAAGUAAUGCCACCCCAGGCAGGUGGCUCUGGGUGGAAUAAGAAAGGAAAUUGAGCAAGCCACAAGGGUCAAGCCAGUAGGUAGCAUUCCUCCAUUGCUCAGCUCCAGUUUCUGCCUCAACUUUCUAGGAUGAUGGAUACAAAUUAUAAGAGAAAAUAAAACCCUUUCUUCCUCACUUCA